AGAGAGGUGGGGUGGUGCUGCUGCUGCUACUCAGCCCAGCACCACCGCGAGCCAGCAGCGCUAGCCAUCCAGAAGGCGGUGGUCACCCUGUGCCUUUUUAAAUCUCCAAAGAGCCUGAUCCGGAGCAGACUCCCCUCAUGCAUUGGAUUCGUUCCACUGGAUCCUUGGCCUUUGAGGAGGAGGAGGAGGAGGAGAAGGCGAGGAGGCUCCUCGAUCCUAUGCGGAUGUAAGGUCCCCGGGUGUGUGUUUUCUGAGCAGAGGCUGUGAAGUAGGCAGGGCUGGUUGUUUGGCUUGGUGGUUCGGGUUUGUGUGUGUUGCUGCUGCUGCCCACAGACAGUACUAGCGUGAGCAAGAGCCUCGGAUCGCGGUUCUGCCUCCUUUGCAAAGGCUGAUCCAGGAUUAUGAUCUAGGUGAAGGGGAAGUCUGUUGCCCCCUCCCCCAAAGAUUUAUUAUGCUCGGAUUUUGAUUGUAUUUUGGGGGGGUUUCUGCAAACACGGCCGUCCCCCCUCCUUCCCUCCCUUCCUCCCUUGUUUUCCGUUAGAAACACAGGCACAUUGUAUGUAUUCACGGGGUGUCGCAAGAGCAAAGGCUAAAUAAUCAAAGGUAGCAGCAGCGACAAGAAGGGAGCCCCCACGUUGUGGUCUCCCCCCCCUGCCCCCCGCAGACCUGCUCUCCUAUUUAUUGGUGAGAUCUCCCUGCCUCCCUCCCUGUGCGUGUGAGUGUGUGUGUGAGUGAGUGUGCUUAAUCCCAGGAAAAGUGAAGCCAUCCAACCAUGGUGGUUUUUAAUGGCUUGCUGAAAAUCAAGAUCUGCGAGGCGGUGAAUCUGAAACCCACACCUUGGUCGCUGAGGCAUGCGGUGGGUCCCAAACCACAGACCUUUUUGCUGGACCCUUACAUCGCCCUCAACGUGGACGAUUCCAGGAUCGGGCAGACCUCGACCAAGCAAAAGACUAACAGCCCUGCCUGGAAUGAUGAGUUUGUCACUGACGUUUGCAAUGGCAGGAAGAUUGAGAUGGCUGUUUUCCAUGAUGCCCCCAUCGGGUACGAUGAUUUUGUGGCUAACUGCACUAUCCAGUUUGAGGACUUGCUGCAGAAUGGGAGCCGCCACUUUGAGGACUGGAUUGACUUGGAGCCUGAAGGAAGAGUAUAUGUCAUCAUAGAUCUUUCAGGAUCAUCAGGUGAAGGUGGAAAGAGCUGCAGGUAUAGGACUACUUGCUCUGCUAGUCGACUGGUCCCUGUUUGCAAGCUACCCAGAUUAAAUUCAGCACCCAAAGACAAUGAAGAACGUGUGUUCAGAGAGCGGAUGCGUCCCAGAAAGCGGCAGGGUGCUGUGCGACGCAGAGUUCAUCAAGUCAAUGGACACAAGUUUAUGGCCACCUACCUUAGACAACCAACAUAUUGUUCGCACUGCCGAGACUUUAUAUGGGGUGUAAUAGGAAAACAGGGAUACCAAUGUCAAGUUUGCACUUGUGUAGUCCACAAGAGAUGCCAUGAGCUUAUAAUAACUAAGUGUGCUGGUUUAAAGAAACAGGAAACUCAUGACGAGCAAGUGGGCUCCCAGCGCUUCAGUGUCAACAUGCCUCACAAGUUCAGCAUUCAUAAUUACAAAGUGCCCACCUUCUGUGACCACUGUGGUUCAUUGCUCUGGGGUCUUUUGAGACAAGGUUUACAAUGCAAAGUUUGCAAGAUGAAUGUACAUAGACGCUGUGAAACAAACGUGGCACCAAACUGUGGAGUGGAUGCUAGAGGAAUAGCUAAAGUACUUGCAGAUCUUGGAGUCACUCCAGAUAAGAUCACUAAUAGUGGGCAACGAAGGAAAAAGGGAAAAGGCAACACCGAGAACUCUGGUCUUGGGCUAAUUGCAGGUGCAGAAUCUCAGCAGCCAGUUCCUGGAACCACACCUUCAGAAGAAGACAGGUCAAAGUCAGCACCGACCUCUCCGUGUGAUCAGGAAAUCAAAGAGCUUGAAAACAACAUUAGGAAAGCUUUGUCAUUUGACAAUCGAGGAGAAGAACACAGAGCAACAGCAGCAACAUCAACAGACAAUCAGCUUAAUAAACCUGGGGAGAAUGGUGAAAACGGGGAAGUCAAACAAGUCCAGACCAAGCGAAUGGGCCUUGAAGAGUUCAACUUCAUUAAAGUAUUAGGGAAAGGCAGCUUUGGCAAGGUCAUGCUAGCUGAGCUAAAAGGUAAAGAUGAAGUAUAUGCGGUGAAAGUCUUAAAGAAAGAUGUCAUCCUUCAAGAUGAUGAUGUAGACUGUACAAUGACAGAAAAGAGAAUUCUGGCAUUAGCACGGAAACAUCCCUAUCUAACACAACUUUACUGCUGCUUCCAGACCAAGGACCGCCUCUUUUUCGUCAUGGAAUAUGUAAAUGGUGGAGAUCUAAUGUUUCAAAUUCAGCGCUCACGCAAAUUUGACGAGCCUCGAUCCCGCUUCUAUGCUGCAGAGGUCACAUCAGCACUCAUGUUUCUUCACCAGCAUGGCGUCAUCUACAGAGACCUGAAAUUGGACAAUAUUCUUCUGGAUGCAGAGGGUCAUUGCAAGCUGGCGGAUUUCGGAAUGUGUAAAGAAGGGAUUCUGAACGGAGUAACAACCACUACAUUUUGCGGAACACCAGACUACAUAGCUCCAGAGAUCCUCCAAGAGUUAGAAUAUGGUCCCUCGGUAGACUGGUGGGCUUUGGGUGUUCUGAUGUAUGAAAUGAUGGCUGGGCAACCUCCUUUUGAAGCUGACAAUGAAGAUGAUCUCUUUGAAUCCAUCCUUCAUGACGAUGUGCUCUACCCAGUCUGGCUCAGCAAAGAAGCUGUCAGCAUUUUAAAAGCAUUCAUGACAAAAAACCCAAAUAAGCGACUAGGCUGUGUGGCGUCGCAAAAUGGGGAGGACGCGAUUAAACAGCAUCCGUUCUUUAAGGAAAUUGACUGGGUUCUUCUUGAACAAAAGAAAAUCAAGCCACCCUUCAAACCUCGGAUUAAAACCAAAAGGGAUGUAAAUAACUUUGAUCAAGACUUUACACGAGAAGAGCCAGUAUUAACGCUAGUGGAUGAGACAAUUAUAAAGCAAAUCAAUCAGGAAGAAUUUAAAGGGUUCUCUUAUUUUGGAGAAGAGCUACUGCCAUAGUCAGCAGUGGGCUGCUAGAUGAAUGAUGCUGCAAGAAGUGGUCCUAAGAAGAUCCUCCAGUUACUGAGACUCACUAGAUCAAGAACUACUUCUCUUACCAUGAGCCCGUAUCCCAAUUUAAACUAUAUAUUUAUUAUUUUCCUUUAAUCGUCUGAUCUGAAGGCACUCUUAAUUUCUGUCUCACAAACAAUGCAAAACAAUUUUGUAUCAGAAAUUGUAGAUGUAACACACUGCCGUGCUUUUGCAAUUUGCAACCUUUCUGUGACUCAUAAUGUCUCCCAGAAAGGACAUCAUUUGCAUCUUUUCAUGAAACAAAAAGAGCCAUACUAUUUUAAAACAGAGAUUUAGCAGAUUUUAUUUCUCAUCCUACAACAGUACAUAAUUGCCAUACAUCUUUAAUUAAGAGAGAGAGAGCCAUUUCUUCUGCACUGGUGAUUACAACAAUGUUUGUACUCAGAUGUGAAGAAGACAGUUAUACACAGUUCUGUGGUAAUUGAAAAAGUCUACUUUCUUAGAUGUGCAAUUACUGAUCACAUACAUAUGCUUUAACGUACUGGGGUGCAAGCAUAAUGUAAAACUAUCCACCAAAAACAGGCCUAGCUAAUUUUUCAUGAUUAGUAGUUAGGAAUAAAAAGAAUCAUGAAGAUAAUGUAAAAAGUUGCUUAAAAUAGGAAAUCAGAUACUUUAUAGACAGGUAUUAAAGGGCUAAAGUAUAAGAAUCGAUCAGUUCUCCAAAAGCCUAUAACAGCUUUAACAAAGCUACAUAGGUUUACUACAAAUUUGACAGGUAAUUGGGUAAACAUUACUUUUCUUUCUUAGUAAAAGUUUGUACCCAAAGCAAACAUUGGCAGGCAUGGAGGUGUUUUAAAUUACAUGUUUCUAAAAAAUAAUAAUCCUUUGUAUUCAAUUUGAAUGAUAACAAUCCUGCUUAAUUAUGUGUAUUUAUUUUUCACAGCAGUGUGUUACUUUUGCACACUUUUACAAAACCAUAGUACUACUGUUUUUAAUGUUUAAAAUCUAAUAUGAAAACUGUGCUAUUAGAAAAACACAAAACAAAGCUUAACAUGGAUUAUGUGAAAGUGUGUUGAAAGACUGAAGAUCAAACAUUCAAAAACUGACAUUAUGGAAAGAUGUAAAUUGAUUUUCUUGUGUAUUAAUUGAAGUGGUAACUCAUGUGGACAAUAUUACUAAUGUGAAGUUACCUCCUGUAGAUAUGCUAACAGUGUUAUGUACUUAUAUUUCCAGAAGUACCCUGUGUUUUUUGUGUACAUGUAUCGCUGAGGUAAUUUUAUUAUAUAUUUUACUGGACUGAGUGAGCAGUUAAUGGAAUCCAUUUUAAUUGUUGCACAUGGAUUUCCAGCUGCACAAAAAAUAUAUAUACUUGUUACUGGCAAAGUGGCACUUAAGAAGCUUUUUUGCCUUUUGUACAGGUGAGAUUUUGUAUAUAGUGUUUGCUGCAAGGCCUGUGGAAUUCAUUGAAUAUAGAGGUAUCAACUGCUGCAUGUUCAGGCAUAUUAUAAAAACUUUAGUCUAUGAAAGAAUAAUUAUAAUAAUGUCCAUGUGCAAUACUCUGUAUGUGUAUUGGUUCAAGUUACUGUCAGAGAGAUGAGGUUUUUUUUUGUUAUAAAAGAUGUAGACAUAUAUUAAGCUAUACUAAAUCUCUUUUAUAGUUCUCUUCAACUCUAUGCUAUGAUAGAGCUAGGAAAGAGAAAGGAAUGUUACAAAUUGUGGUGGACAAAGUGCGAGUCAUUGGCUUUAAGAGAGAAAUCUUGGUCUCAAGCAAAUGAGUUAGUUUGUGUCAAUUAUGCGUCUGGCUGCUCAUAGCCUUUGUAACUGAUGACAACAUUCAGUUCCAUUUUGUUUUUUUAAAAACUCAGGUGUAAUUAUUAUAUAUAUUCUUAUGAUGAUUUCAAAAUAUUAAAUAUUAUGCUAUAUCUAUUCAUGUGUUGUCUGGCCUACAGGUGUAAUAAUGGAUCGAAUCUUUAGAUUAAUUUAAUUUAUCUUCAGUAAAUUUAUGUACUGGGAAAAGACUAGCUUCUGGAGUUGAGUACAAGCACAGAAACAUUUUAAUGAUUACAUCAUCUCAUUUUUUUUUUCCAAGGAAACUGUUGUAACAUUGCCCAUACAUUUUCAUGUGUCACUACUGGCUCUGUGUAGUUUUCACCACCUGUAGCUUUUGUCAUCCAGGCAAGAACUGAUCACAGUGCUAAGUGUUCUUUUACAUAGGUGAAUAGAACGAAGAAAAAUGAUUGCAUAGUGCACUACUGUUUGUAAAAUUAGAGGCCUUUAUACAAAAUUAUUAGCAUUUGCUUUUGGAGAGUAAAUACAUUCCACAAAGCUUUUGUGAGCAAACGGUUUAGAUCAAUCCUGUUUUUAGUGUGAAAAUCAUGAACACACAUUUCUAUUACCAGAGGCCUUGGCACCCGCAUUUGUUUUGUAAGGAUGCUAAGUGAGGAGUCAAGGAGGUAAAACUUUUGCAUGGGCAGAUGUUUCUUCAAUACAAGUAAAUAGAUCUUCUGUGUGGGGUUUACAUUAGGAGGUUUGUCUGUUACCUUUGAACAUUUUUUUAAAGAUAAUUCUUAAAAAUGGACAUGCUGUUACAUUUCUGUAAAAUCUUUCCUGAUCUUUUUUUGUAAAAUGAGUGCAAAAUGCCAAAAAAAAAAAAGAGAAGAAUCCACUGUUUCUUGUUUUUCUUCCAUAUAGAUUUUAUAAAAAGUGGAAACAUUUUUUCCAUAGAGUGAAAAAUAAUGAAUUCUCUCCAAAAAGCUAAAAAAUUACCUCUUUUUAAAUUAUGGGCAGAAUAGCUCUCGUUAAAUAUAAAAUGUAUUCAAUUUUAGAGUUGGGGUUGGCUGGGUUUUUUGGUGAGGCUUUAUUUGUACAGGAUUUCUUUUUCUUAUGGAUGUAAUUCGAAUCUCUUGCCAUUCAUUAGUGUUAUUUCAUCGUAAACAUUAUUACUGUGCCAAAUGUACUGUAUUCAAAAGGAU
Molecule: messenger RNA, 6102 nt
Organism: Mauremys reevesii (Reeves's turtle)
Lineage: Eukaryota; Metazoa; Chordata; Testudines; Geoemydidae
Gene: PRKCE
Product: protein kinase C epsilon
Exons: 17
Coding region: 773-3118 (781 amino acids)
Biological process (GO): protein phosphorylation
Molecular function (GO): ATP binding; diacylglycerol-dependent, calcium-independent serine/threonine kinase activity
Source: RefSeq, a predicted model, not a curated record